Molecule: messenger RNA, 1809 nt
Organism: Talaromyces proteolyticus
Lineage: Eukaryota; Fungi; Ascomycota; Eurotiomycetes; Eurotiales; Trichocomaceae
Exons: 4
Coding region: 1-1809 (602 amino acids)
Molecular function (GO): protein binding
Source: RefSeq, a predicted model, not a curated record
AUGGGGAGAGUGUACAUUCCAGGAAAAACCGUGACUGGAGUCGAUGCCGGCCGAAACAUGAAAUCCAUUCUGAAUAACCGUUUCAGGGGAAGCAAAGUCCGCGGCGAUCGCGUGCUGGACUUUGAUAUGGCCAAUAGGCAGCUCACAGACAAGGGGUUUCUCGAAUUCAUCAAGGAUCUACAGAAUGUCAUAAAGGGUGAAGAUAAAGACUCCCCAGGUGUUGUCAAGCUACAGGAACUACACCUCCAGGGCAACAAACUAACUGUUCGAUUUCUUUCUAUGCUCGGAUACGUGAUUGCGCUGAGUUGUCGAGACCUGAAGGAAAUUGACCUAUCGAACAACGAAAUAAGAAUCGUCUACUCCCAAGAGAUGCGUAUAUGGGAAGAUUUCUUGAAAUGCUUCAGCCAAUGCUGCGUUUUGAAAAAAGUGAACUUUGGAAACAACCCCCUUGGCGCGAGAGGCGUAGAGGGUAUUUGCCGUGUUUUCAUCCAAAGCGAGUUGGACUUUAUCAAGAUAACCGCAACCCCUGAUGAAGGGACAACAUCCAACGCUACUGGAACUUCCUCAACAGACACCGGAGCCCAAAGCCCAUGUCCUGAGAAGAAGCUCCAUCAGCUGAAAGGAACAAAGCCUUCAUCCUCCAAGCCCCCCGCUGACACAGAUAUCGAACGUUAUUCUUGCACUCGGGGUCUGCAGUCAGUCCCUUACAUAAUCAUCUCCAACGUGGACAUGGAAAACGUAAGCAUUGUUCAUUUGUCCGAAAUGCUCAAAAUGCGUCGUACCCCGGAACAAUUACUAGCUUUUCUUCCUGGGGGGAAAUCUCUCAGUCUCCCUGAUCCAAAUGACAGCUUCAAAGGAAUCUAUUGGCUUCCGAAUGAGAGAGUACACCAAGACGCCAGACGGGUAAUUGACAAAAUCGCCCAAAUGGAUGACGAGAGCGACGAUGAGGUUGAUGAAACCAUUGAGGGUUUGACAUUGGAAGACAACGAAGACUAUCAAAGCCUCUUGGAACGUCGACAAGCGCGCAAGAAGAAAAAGGAGAAUCUCGAGCGGUCGGAAAGCCAAUACAGAAUUAGAGUAUUGACCGCGGAUGAUGGUCUCAAACACUCCGACCUCUGGCUUUCCUCGUUGCAGAUGCUGAAACUUGCUCGAGCAAUUAUGCUAGAUGACGGAAACCGUCCGACACUGACAGAAGCACAAUUACAAGUAUCGAGAAAACGGAUGGCUGCGCAACACGGGGGAAUUGUCGAAAUACCCCGGGCUAGGUAUGACCCAUAUGAGGCUCGUCAUCCACCCGCCCCUCCAGGCGUAAUGAUUUCGAGUUUGCGGUUCGAUCCAGAAUCGUCCACAUUCGAUUUCAUGUUUCCUGCAAUUCAUUUACCUUCUUCGAAUCCUGUGCCGCAGCUCUAUCCGCCGGAUAUCAGCCGCGUGUUACCUACUUAUCCGUUACCUCCAGCCUAUCCCAGCAAUCCUCCAGCUAAGAAGCCUCCUAAUCAACUAGAGAACAAGGAUAAGGCUAGCGCUGGCUCAAAUGGCUCGGCUGCUCAUCCUUUACCUAAAGUCUUCGCCGACAAGCGAUACCGUUCCAAGUAUCGUUUCGGCCUUCCAUUGCAUAUUUGGCGGAGAAUAAUUGAUGAUGCGGGGGACUUUGCUAUCAUUCCUCGGGGCCAUCAAGAAAAAAUCGUGGACUAUGCUGGAGACUGGCAUGGCCUUGAAGAGCAGAUCAAGGUGAAUGGCGCAACCGAGGGUGAACAGAUAUGGAGGCUUCUUGAGAAUAUGAAGUGUUUCACCUAUACUCCUGUUCAGUGA